This is a messenger RNA of Scomber scombrus (Atlantic mackerel), 2991 nucleotides long. It is a transcript of the gene copg2, whose product is annotated as COPI coat complex subunit gamma 2. NCBI's taxonomy places the organism in Eukaryota, Metazoa, Chordata, Actinopteri, Scombriformes, Scombridae. The record is from RefSeq and is a predicted model, not a curated record. Gene Ontology annotation, biological process: intra-Golgi vesicle-mediated transport; intracellular protein transport; endoplasmic reticulum to Golgi vesicle-mediated transport. Gene Ontology annotation, cellular component: Golgi membrane; endoplasmic reticulum-Golgi intermediate compartment; endoplasmic reticulum. The coding region runs from base 87 to 2708 and encodes 873 amino acids. Gene Ontology annotation, molecular function: structural molecule activity. The transcript has 24 exons.
CCUUUUGGCUACGUGGAAGUAGCUUCUCUUAUGAUCGAGGCUGAGAGCAUCUUUUGCUUCUCCUCCGUCAACUUCAUUCCGACACAAUGAUUAAAAAGUUUGAUAAGAAGGACGAGGAGUCUGGAAGUGGGUCAAACCCUUUCCAACAUCUGGAGAAGAGUGCCGUUUUGCAGGAGGCACGCAUCUUUAAUGAGACUCCCAUCAACCCAAGAAGAUGUCUCCACAUACUCACCAAGAUUAUUUACCUCCUCAACCAGGGGGAGCAUUUUGGGACCACGGAGGCCACCGAGGCCUUCUUUGCGAUGACCAGGCUCUUUCAAUCCAAUGAUCAAACCCUGAGAAGGAUGUGCUACCUGACUAUCAAAGAGAUGGCCAACAUCUCUGAGGAUGUCAUCAUUGUCACCAGCAGCCUGACCAAAGACAUGACUGGGAAGGAAGAUGUGUACAGAGGACCUGCUAUCAGAGCACUUUGCAGGAUUACAGAUACCACCAUGCUGCAGGCUAUUGAGAGAUACAUGAAGCAGGCUAUUGUUGACAAGGUGCCCAGUGUGUCCAGUUCAGCCCUGGUCUCCUCACUGCACAUGGUGAAGAUGAGCUACGAUGUGGUGAAGCGCUGGGUGAAUGAAGCCCAGGAGGCUGCUUCCAGUGACAAUAUCAUGGUCCAGUACCAUGCCCUGGGUCUGUUAUAUCACCUAAGGAAGAACGACCGUCUCGCUGUGACCAAGAUGCUCAACAAGUUCACCAAGUCUGGUCUCAAGUCUCCCUUUGCUUACUGCAUGCUCAUCCGGAUUGCCAGCAAACUGCUGGACGAGACAGAGGGAGGUCACGACAGUCCCUUGUUCGACUUCAUUGAGAGCUGCCUGAGGAACAAGAAUGAAAUGGUUGUGUACGAGGCUGCCUCUGCCAUUGUCCACAUGCCCAACUGUACCGCUAGAGAGCUCGCACCCGCUGUAUCAGUGCUGCAGCUGUUCUGUAGCUCUCCCAAAGCAGCCUUAAGAUACGCAGCAGUCAGGACCCUCAACAAGGUGGCCAUGAAGCAUCCGUCAGCUGUGACUGCUUGCAACCUGGACCUGGAGAACCUGAUCACCGACUCAAACCGCAGCAUCGCUACCCUGGCCAUCACUACUCUGCUCAAAACCGGCAGUGAGAGCAGCGUGGACCGACUCAUGAAGCAAAUCUCCUCGUUUGUCUCUGAGAUCUCAGACGAGUUCAAGGUGGUGGUGGUGCAGGCCAUCAGCGCUCUGUGUCAGAAGUAUCCCAGGAAACACAGUGUCAUGAUGAACUUCUUGUCCAACAUGCUCCGAGACGAUGGCGGGUUCGAGUACAAGCGGGCCAUCGUGGAUUGCAUCAUCAGCAUCAUCGAGGAGAACCCAGAGAGCAAGGAGACGGGUCUGGCUCACCUGUGCGAGUUCAUCGAGGACUGCGAGCACACUGUGUUAGCCACAAAGAUCCUGCACCUGCUGGGCAAAGAGGGUCCACGCACGCCCCAGCCCUCCAAGUACAUCCGCUUCAUCUUCAACCGAGUGGUGCUGGAGAGUGAGGCGGUUCGUGCAGCUGCUGUCAGCGCUUUAGCUAAAUUUGGAGCUCAGAAUGAUGAUCUGCUGCCAAGUGUCCUGGUUCUCAUGCAGAGGUGUAUGAUGGACAGUGAUGAUGAGGUGCGUGACAGAGCUACUUUCUACAUGAACGUGCUACAGCAGAAACAGAAGGCACUUAAUGCUGCGUACAUUUUCAACGGUUUGUCGGUUUCCAUCCCCGGCCUGGAGAAAUCCCUUCACCAGUACACGUUGGAGCCCACAGAGAAACCUUUCGAUAUGAAGACCGUACCUCUCGCCACCACUCCCAUCUCAGAACAGAAAUCAGAAAUCGCCCCUGUUGCUACCAGCAAGCUGCCAGAGAAGAUGGCCCCAUCACGCCAGGACAUUUAUCAGGAACAACUGGCGUCCAUCCCAGAGUUCCAGUCCCUCGGCCCGCUCUUCAAGUCUUCUGAGUCGGUGCAGCUGACUGAGGCCGAAACGGAAUACGUUGUGCGCUGCAUCAAACACACCUUCGCCAGACAUAUGGUCUUCCAGUUCGACUGCACAAACACUCUGAAUGACCAGCUCCUGCAAAAGGUCGUAGUACAGAUGGAGCCAUCAGAGUCUUACGAGGUGAUACACUACAUCCCCGCCGCCAACCUCGCCUACAGUCAGCCUGGUUCUUGCUACACUCUGGUCCGCCUGCCUGACGACGACCCCACCGCUGUGUCUUGCACAUUCAGCUGUACUAUGAAGUACCUCGUCAGAGACUGUGACCCCAACACAGGAGAGCCUGACGACGACGGUUACGACGAUGAAUAUGUGCUGGAGGAUCUUGAGGUGACAGUCGCAGACCACAUCCAGAAAGUUUUGAAACCAAACUUUGGAGCAGCCUGGGAGGAAGUGGGAGACGAAAAUGAAAAGGAGGAGACUUUCGCUUUGGCGUCUGUACGCACUUUAGACGAGGCGGUGGGUAACAUCAUCAGCUUCCUGGGAAUGCAGCCAUGCGAACGCUCGGACAAAGUUCCCGAAAACAAGAACUCGCACGUCCUCUUCCUUGCUGGUGUGUUUCGGGGAGGUCACGAUGUGCUGGUUCGUGCCCGCCUGGCGCUGGCUGACGGCGUCACCAUGCAGGUGACGGUUCGCAGUAGUGAAGAGACGGUCGUCGAUGUCAUCCUGGCCUCCGUGGGCUAAACGGCUGCUUGGUGCAGCUUCGUGCCAACGCAACCAAAAGACUUCAUCUCUACACGACGAAAAGGAGUCAUCACAGAGUACUUUUUCACAGCCGUAACAUUAUAAUGCUAUAUUGUGAUUGUUAUGCUGACACCAUUCAACCUGAAAACCUACAUAAAUGUUUUAUUAUUUCUAGCAUAUAAACUUAAAAGCGUUUCUUUAUACUGUCUGCUGGUCUUUAUGUUUCUCUGCUGUAAGAAAAUCAUCUUACAUUUGUCAAAUCUAUAAUAAAUUCUGACUGUGC